CAUAGUCAUAUUACCUACUUUUACACCCUGAAGGACGGCUCUUUUACGCGUCUCGUCCGACUACCCUCUUGCUCUUAACUCUUAAGAAACUUCUUUAGACUUUAAUGAGCAUUCAUUCUCAAUAUUCUUUACCAUAAAACACGACAUUUUCACCGUCAACGUUUCACGGCCAACAAUUUUUUGGUCUUUUGAGCUGCUUCUCUUUUGGAUCCUGUCAUAAAACUCCUUCUUCUUGAAUCUCUCAAAAGUUUGAGUUGGUAUUAGCAACGAACACUUGCUUGCAACGGUUUUGUUGGGAUUGUUUUGAUUCUGCUACAGUUUCGCAUUGUAGACGCUUUUGCCUCCGUUUCAUAUAUUUAUUUCUGUUGAGGUUUUGAUUGAAGUUCUGAAUCAAAAUAAGUUGAAAAUUUUUGGAGAGGCAAAUUCCGAUUUAAAAAAAAAAAAAGAAGUCGACAAGACUGGGAUUUUGCUUAUUUUUCGUUGUGCUUGAUCUAGGAACUCUUUUUUUGGUCCAAGACCCUUGGUGGUGCUGGUAAUUUGGGGGGUGAAGAGUUGAACUGCGUUGGCAGUGGCUAGUGAAAAAUUAUUGUUAUUUUUUGUAAUUAUUAUUUUUGGGCUAUUUAUGGUUGAAGAAGGUGCAGUAGUGUUGUGCCCUUGAUGAAAUGAGAAGCAUAUCAAGCGCUUGGAAUGGGAAGUCAGAGAUAUAUGGUUGCCGCCGCAGCGACAGUUAGCUUUUGUGUACUUUUGGUUCUUCUUGUUGUAGGAACAGUUAACUUCAUAGAUAAGAAGGGAACACAAGGUGUUAUUAGACAAUUGCUUGAUCCAGCAUCUGAAUUGCUAGAUGACAACACGGCAAAGGUACUAUUGACCAAAAAUGUAAUUCAUUUAAAUAAAGAGGCAGAAGAUCUCCAUUUAUGUGUUCGACAAGAAUUGCCUGUUAACUUCAAUACAAUUGGUUCAGACAUUCGACCAUUAACACAAGCAGACAUAAAAAAUUUGAUUAAGCUUUGCCAUUAUCAGUUCAAGGAAAAGUGCGUCUAUUGUUUGAGAAAAAAUAAUCUUCCAUUACUGCCAUCGAGGGAAGAUGAUGAUGAUUCCAAGAUUUGGCAUGCUGCAUAUAGGGCACUGCAUUUUUCUGGAUCUAGUGCUUCCAGACAAAACUUGGGUCGAGUUUUGCUUCAGCAGAUAUCAGAAGCACCUAGUCCAGGACCAGCUGUUGGAUCACCAACACCGAGUCUUGCACCAACCCCUGGACCCAGUUUAACACCCUCAUCCGGACCUAGUCCAGCACCAUCCCCUGGACCUGGUCUGGCCCCAUCGUCUGCUCCGGUACCUGUUGAUUCUAGACCUCUGCAUCCUCCUUUGUCACCAUUUUUUCCUAAACUGACACCACCAACAACAUCAAAUGCAGAUGUUUCUGCUCCUCCGUCAUCGGACGCUAAUAAAACCGAAGAUAAGCAUAGUAAUAAGAAAACAGUUGUUAUUGCUGUAGUUAUAACUGCACUGGUGACAUUGAUAGGAGCAGCACUGCUCUUUAUGUUCUGUGGUCGGUUUUCGAAGAUUGGCCAAGGUAGAAAAAAUGAUGAGAGGCCACUUCUCAGCUUGAGCAUGAGUGACUACUCUGUUGGUCCUUCCAGUUAUGGAUUUGGAAAUUCAAUGAAAGGGGAGAAACUUGGGUUCCAAUCAUCAAGUAAUAAUUUGGUUGACAACAAGAAGCCCCAGGUUCUAGAAAGUCAAUCAAUAGGAGCUUUUAGUGCUGCUUCGGGAUCACCAUUUGAAGUAAAAACUCAUUCCCAAUGGACAGGAACCAUGCCUUCUGGAAUGCCUCCUUUAAAACCUCCACCUGGCAGGCUGAAUCCUCUCCCCCCUGAGCCUCCUUCGUUUAGGCCUUCUGGUAAUGCUGCCGCUGCCCCUGCCGCUGCCCCUGCCCCUGCCCUGGCUACUCAUGGACCACAACAGGUUGGUGUUGGUGGUGCUCCACGUCCUGGACCUCCACCACCACCACACCCAGCACCAGUUGGUGCCCAACAUUCUCCUCCCUUCCCACCACCCCCAGCAUUGGCUGCUGCCAGAGCUCAUCCUCCACCACCACCUCCUGCACCAGUUGGGGCCAGACCUAGUCCUCCACCACCACUUCCCCCUACAUCAACAGGUGCGAAACCUAGUCCUCCUCCACCUCCCCCAGCUCCAGCUGGUGCCAAACCUGGUCCUCGCCCUCCGCCACCUCCUAAGGGUGGUAUACCUCCUCCUCGCCCACCUCCAAUCGGGGCUAGCAAACCAAAAGCUACGGAGAACGUUGAAGCUGACGCAAGUGAAGCUGAUGCUCCUAAAGCCAAGCUAAAGCCAUUUUUCUGGGAUAAGGUUCAAGCUAACUCUGAUCAAUCAAUGGUUUGGAAUCAAAUCAAGUCUGGAUCAUUCCAGUAAGAAAUUAAUCCAAAGGCUUUUUUGUUGGACAAAGAUAGUAGUUUAUCACUAGCUGGUAAUAUUUCUGAUGAACAGAUCAUUGACAAAAAGAAAGCACAGAAUUUAUUAAUUCUGUUGCGAGCAUUGAACAUGACAAUGGAAGAAGUAUGUGAUGCACUUUACGAAGGAAAUGAGCUACCUGCUGAGUUCCUCCAAACCUUGCUGAAGAUGGCACCGACGACUGAUGAACAACUUAAGCUUAGACUUUUUACUGGUGAGCUAUCUCAACUUGGCCCUGCUGAUCAGUUCUUGAAAGCGAUGGUUGACAUUCCAUUUGCUUUUAAGCGAAUGGAAGCACUUCUUUUCAUGAGUACACUUAAAGAGGAGCUCAAUUCUACUAUCGAGUCUUUUGCAGUUCUAGAGGUUGCUUGUAAGGAACUAAGAAACAGCCGGCUGUUCCUCAAGCUUCUUGAAGCUGUUCUCAAAACUGGCAACCGUAUGAAUGAUGGAACAUUCCGUGGUGGUGCACAAGCAUUUAAGCUUGAUACACUCCUGAAACUAUCUGAUGUAAAAGGAACAGAUGGCAAGACCACACUCUUACACUUUGUUGUUCAGGAGAUUAUCCGUUCUGAAGGCAUAAAAGCUGCCAGGCUGGCAAAUGUGAGUGAUCUUAAAGAUAGCUCUAGUGAAACCGAAGAUCGCUACCGUGACAUUGGCCUUCAGGUGGUUUCGCACUUGAGUAGCGAACUUGAGAAUGUCAAGAGAGCAGCAAUUCUAGAUGCCGACACCUUAACUGGAACUACUGCCAAACUUGGCCAUGGUCUCAUGAAAACCAAAGAUUUGUUAAACAAAGAUCUGAAGAAUGUGGAGGAAGAUAGAGGGUUUAGUGACACAAUUAGACGUUUCGUGCAGAAUGCUGAGACUGAUGUCGUGAGACUUCUGGAAGAAGAGAAGAGAGUCAUGGCUCUGGUAAAGAGCACUGGUGAUUACUUUCAUGGGAAGGCCGGCAAGGACGAAGGCUUACGGUUGUUUGUAAUAGUAAGAGACUUCUUAAUAAUGGUGGACAAGGCAUGCAAGCAGGUGAGAGAUGCACAGAAGAAGCCUGCGAAAUCUCAAAAACAAGAGACAUCUCAAGGAUCAUCUUCCUCGGAGACUCGUCCGCCACCUUCUGAUUUUCGUCAGCGGCUCUUUCCAGCAAUUGCUGAAAGGAGGAUAGGUGACAGUAGUUCGGACGAAGAGAGUCCAUAGAUUCAAAUGGAUGAUUGAAUGUGUUUCUUCAUUGAUCGUGGAAGUGGCUUGGUACUAACAAUCCUCGAACGAAUAUUUCUGUACAGACUUGUCUGGAGGCUGGAGCUUUGACGAAGCAAUGUUGUUAUAAGAAAUAUCUUUUGUACUAUCUUUAUUGUUGUAUCCCAUUUAGAAUUUGAUUACUACUUUGAGUCAUUUCUAGAGCAGCAGUUGUAAAAUAUUGAUUUUAACAUUCUUUCCCCCUCAAUAUUCUUUAUUCAAUUUACUUUAUGUUGAUGUA
Arachis duranensis is the source of this 3931-nucleotide messenger RNA. RefSeq names its product formin-like protein 5. Gene Ontology annotation, molecular function: actin filament binding. NCBI's taxonomy places the organism in Eukaryota, Viridiplantae, Streptophyta, Magnoliopsida, Fabales, Fabaceae. The record is from RefSeq and is a predicted model, not a curated record. Gene Ontology annotation, biological process: actin nucleation; actin cytoskeleton organization.